Molecule: messenger RNA, 723 nt
Organism: Pistacia vera
Lineage: Eukaryota; Viridiplantae; Streptophyta; Magnoliopsida; Sapindales; Anacardiaceae
Product: protein FAR1-RELATED SEQUENCE 5-like
Exons: 2
Coding region: 1-723 (240 amino acids)
Source: RefSeq, a predicted model, not a curated record
AUGGAGGAGUGUAACUUGAAAAAAGCAGAGAACCAUUCCUCUCAAUUCAAUAUGGUGGAGGAUAAUGAUUUUCAAGAAAUGGAAGAUAACAGAAGUUUAGAAGAGGAAUGCAAACCUGAACCUGGAAUGUUUUAUGAAUCGUUUGAUAAGUUUUUUCAAUACUACAAGAGCUAUGGGAAUAAAAUAGGGUUUGAAGUUGCUAUAAGAUCUUCAAGAAAAAGAGUUGAUGGGGAGUUGAUUUAUGCAAAUGUGGCUUGUUCUUGUGGUGGGAAGCGAGAAAGUAACUCCAGAAAUGUUUGUAAAAUCGUACCAUUGACAAAAAGUGGUUGUAAGGCUCGUUGUACUGCAUCUCGACAUUCUGAUAAAAAAUGGGAAAUAGUGUCGAUCAUCUAUGAGUAUAACCAUGAACUCAGUAGUCCUAGCAAAACUGGAUUUUUCAAGAGCAAUCGAAUUAUACAGCCAUAUGUGAAAAGGAAGCUUGAAGUGAAUGAUAAGGCUAGGAUUAGAUCUAAUAAAAAUUUUAAUUCCUUGUUAGUUGAAGCUGAUGGUGCUAAGAAUUUGACUUUCUUACAAAAGGAUUGUAGGAAUUACAUUGAAAAGGUUAGGAAGACCCGACUUGGUGUUGGGGAUGCUAUUGCAAUCCAAAAAUAUUUUCUGAAGAUGCAAAAAGAUAAUCCAAAUUUCUUCUACGUUAUGGAUUUAGAUGAGGAUGGUCGAUUGUAG